Molecule: messenger RNA, 2169 nt
Organism: Periconia digitata
Lineage: Eukaryota; Fungi; Ascomycota; Dothideomycetes; Pleosporales; Periconiaceae
Source: the annotation of a GenBank genome assembly
AGCUUCGUCUGUACUGACGCUGGAUGUGAGCGCUCACUCACUCGUCGUCCCUCCCUCGUCACCAUGCUGCGGCCGGCCACGCCCCUAUCUAUAUUGUUCCUCGCUGCUUUUGCCCUGCUGCUGCUGUCGACCCUCUCCACUCCCAUCAUCAAAGGCAUUCCGCUCGCCACUUUCCAAGGCGUCGAUUUCGGCGUCUUUGGAUACUGCAAAAAUGGCGACUGUCGGGGCCCCAUGAUCGGCUACGAUACAGAUGGCCUUUUCAACACUACCACCUCCGCUUCCGACUUCUCCUUGCCUUCGGCCACCCGGCAUUCGCUCUCCUCCAUCCUCAUCGUCCAUCCCGUGGCAUGUCUCAUGACCCUCAUCUGCUUUUCGCUGGCCGUCGCCGCCCACUUCCAUUCGCCUGCCCACUCUCCCCGCUAUCUUCUCGCCCUGUUAAUCUUCACCUUCCCUACCCUUCUGGUUUCGCUUCUUGCGUUUCUCGUGGAUAUUCUGUUGUUUGUUCCGCAUAUGGCCUGGGGAGGAUGGAUUGUCCUGGCGGCCACCAUUAUCAUUGUAGCAAGUGGGGUGGUAACGUGUGCUAUGCGCCGUACUCUCGUCAGCCGGAAAGCUAGGAAGAGGAGGAUCGCUGAGAAUACCGACAUGAACGGACAAUCAUUUCAUGCCACUCGGUCUGCGGGGAACCCACCAUCUGAAAUGCUUCCAAAAGCCGAAUCGCCGCCUCCUCUAUCUGGUAACACCAUGUCUGAUGACAACAAGUCGGCUGGCUAUGCAACCUUUGAAGUUCAGAAGAACAACGCCCAAGAUGACAUGAUACCUCUUAACAACCGUAACCCAUCAUUAAAGACGGUCAGCAGUAGCCGAACAGAUGCUGCAGAAAGGCAACAGUAUAUGAACCCUCCUCGAGGUCCUCCAGGUCCUCCAGGUCGUGGAAGGCAGCCAGUUGACCAGUAUGGAAAUCCAAUUCCGCCCAUGCCAAACGAUCCCUACAUGAUGCAAAACCAACCUCGAGGGCCGCCACCAAAUCGCGGAGGUCCCUAUGCGCGUGGAAGAGGAGGAUAUCCCCCUAGGGGAGGUUACGGGCCACCGCGCGGUGGAUAUGGCCCACCAAGAGGAGGUAUGCGCGGUCCACCACCGCCGGGAUGGAACGGGAAUGGCAAUGGAAGAGGUAUGCGGCCUGCUCCAGGUCCUGGUCCAAUGGGCAGAGGAGCCCCACCGCCUGGUUACAGUAACCAAGAGUACCAAGCCGUACCUCCACCACGAAACCCUUCACCCUAUGUACAACAGCAAGGCCCGCCACCAAAUGCUCAUAUGCAGGGGCCCAUGUCCAUCGGACAAGCUAUCGAGAUGGAUUCGCGUGGCAUGAACCCACCGAUGGAUACGGGCUACGGACUCAGAGAUAGUGAUGGUGAUGUCCAAGGCAUGCUCGCUCUUCAGCAAGGCGGAUUUCCAGCGCAGGCGCCGCAAAGAGCAACACCAGGACUUUUGAGCCCGACAAGCGAGUAUUCGCAGGCAGAUGAACGCCAGUAUCUGCCCCCACGGACUGGUUGGAAUCAGACUGGAAACAACUCAUCAGACCAGACUUUGAACCAUAGCAACAGCAGUCGUGGGCUUUCACCAAUUCAAGAUUCGCCAGUGGAACUACCUGCACAACUCUCCACUAUUGGAAUGCCCAAGAAUGAGUCCAGCUCGGAUUACUAUGAGGAUGUGGAUCCCAGGUUCGCUGCACCACAACAGAAACCGAUGCCACCACCACUCAAUCCAAACAUGAUGGCGUCCAAUCCUUCUCUCAACGUUACUGAUCCUAACCUAAUACCGGUUGCCUCAUACGAAGAUCUACCAGAGGGAGCGAGAUCUCCUGCUGCUUCAGAAGCAUCGCAUUUCACUUCCGUCUCUCAACGUGGUAUCAAUCCCAAUUGGCGGCCGCCGCAAGGCGGUCCCAUGCCCUAUGGCCCCUACGGUCCACGCCGACCAAUGAGGCAAGAAGAUGUUAUAUUAGAAGCCAACGCCGCCAACCCAGAUUUCGCAUUGCCAGGACGUGGUCGAGGAAGAGGCAGAGGCCGCGGUGGUAUGGUACGCGGGGGAGGCGGUUCUCCACCUCCUGCAACCUUGCCCAAUCUGGGUCUGGGAAGCAACCAAGGACGAUACCCGGGUGCCAGUGCCAUAUAG